CGGUUAAGAACAUCUCUUGCUCAGAACGACAUUGGCUCAGGGGUGCACGAGUUAGCCCUCCCGCUCAGGCCGGUUCAUCUCCUCCUCUGUUUCUUAAAACCUUUCCCUUCUCUCGGACUAUCUCCUCUUUGCUCUUCCUUGGCGGCGACGACUGGGCGAGCGGCGGCGCCAUUUGUCCUGUCUUCGCCCAGCCCUUUGCCGGCGACGAGCGCAUCCUCCAGAAUUUUCGGGUGUACAUCGUGUACACCCAUGUCCUAUGCUGUGUCCGCCCCUGCUCUCGGUGAUGUCAAUUAUGCUUGUCAGACAUUUAGGGAAGUAAUACCUUUGGUGCUGCAUAAGUUAGUUAAUUAAUUUGGCUGCAGAAUGCCGAGUGCACGGAUUUACUGUUAUAUUUUUUCCUGUUCACAAUGGGCAAGAUAAAAUCAAAAGCAUGUUUUUCCUUUUCUCCCCGUACAAAAAGAAGAAUAGGAUCUACUGAACUGUGUGACAUAUUGUAAGUUUGUAAUGAAUUUCUUUGUCAGAUAUGGCUCCAUGCCUACACCAUUUAUCACAGAUGAAGGGAAUUGAUCAAUUGAAUCCACAGUAAACUUUCUGGUACCAUGCUACCAUAUGUUUUGGGUGCUGUAUUCUACAGCCCCUUUUACUAUUUGCUACUCCACUAUCUAAAAAAGUUUGGCUACUUGAAUCACUGCUUGCAGUAUUGUUAUAUUCUAAUCCAACAGCUAGUCAUUUCUGCUUCCCUGCAAGGUUUAUUUGCUUUCUUGGUAGGUGUGAAAGUCCUCCUCUGCAAGUCAUUGUGCAGUGUUGAAUUCUUGUUUGUUAAUAUCUUACUGCUUCUUCUUGGGAGAUUAUGUUCUCUCUGGUCUGCACUAGAACCGUCAAUGCUAUUUUAUAUUGUGAAAUAAGCAAAGCUACACAUCUAGAUUCUGCAACUAUGUAAUACUGCAUCAGAUUGUAACUGGAAACUGCACAACAAAUAUAACCAGAAAUACAGGACCUAAUGGUAGGAAUGACUUGAUGUGCCUUCAACUCUUCAUAAUUGUUGGUUACUAUAUCCUUAUUCCUUAGCUCAGCAGAACUUACCUGGUGGGCUGGUGCUGAUGUCUAAUGAGUAUAUAUUCAUCCAGAUUGCUUUAUCUGCAGGACCACAAUGCCUGCUGGUGAUAACCCACACUCAAUCUCAGAGAAAAAAGCAGCAUUGCGGGAGUCUCCAAAACAGAGUAAGAUUGUUGUUAACGAGCAACCCAGGACUUCCUUUUCUAAAGACAAAGUUGCUGCUACAGUUAGCCUCAAGAGACCACAACCUUAUGGCCCCCUAAGUCCCACCAACCACCACACGCUGGGCAAUCCAGGGGCAAAUGGCCAUCUUGUCUAUGUGCGCAGGAGGCCUGACACUGAUCAAAGCAAAGGAGGCACUUCUGCUCGUGCUGAAAGUGUCAGUUCUUUGAGCACAAAGAAACCUAUUGCAGGUGGAUUGCAGUCACAGGAACAAAGUCUGAAGCAUCAGGACAAUGUACCUCACACCCAGUUCGCUCCUCUAUUUUCAUCUCCUGCUGCAGUUACUGCCUCCCCUGUUUUGCAAUCCACAGUUUUGCCGUCUCGAUGUUCUUUUGAGAAGCAAUCUCCUGGGAAGGCUGCUGUUCGGCCAACUAAUGAUGUGAUUACUAGUUUGCCACCAAGCAAUGUGGCAUCAUCUGAUCCAGUGAUUCAAAGUGCUGCAGCAGCUAAUUUGGCGACUAGCAGUGUUUUGGCUACUAGUGUAGCAGCUACCCUAGCACCUGAUCGAGCUGAUCAACCGAGAUCAAGCAAUAAAGAUUGGAGUGAUAGAUUUAUUCAGCUGCAGGCAUUCUUGAGGAAUAAUGAACAAUCAGGCAAGGAAGAAUAUAUCCGCAAUAAGCAAUCUCCAGGAAAGAUUGCUGCUCAGCCAACUAAUGAUGUGAAUACUAGUCCGCCACCUUGCAAUUUGAUGUUCUCUACUCCAGUGCUUCAAAGCUCUGUGGCUGCUAAUUUAGCACCUAGCGGUAUUUCAGCUACUAACACAGCAUCCCAAGCUGCUAUAUCUGCUGCUAAUUUAGUAUCUAGCGGCGUUUCACCUACUCAUACAGCAUCUAAUGAUGCUAUGUCUGCUACAACUCAAGCACCUAAUAGAGCUCAUCCACCAAGAUCAAGCAAUCAAGAUCGAAGUGAUAGAUUUCUUCGGCUGCAAGCAUUCUUGAGAAAUAAUGAGCAAUCGGGGCAGGAAGAAUAUAUCCGCAUGCUUCGGUCUUUGUCAUCUGUUGGACGAAGUAAGCAUGCCAUUGAACUGGAGAAACGGGCAGCCAAUCUAUUGAUCGAGGAAGGGAAGGAGCUGCAGAAGAUGAAAGUUCUGAAUGUACUGGGCAAGCUUUCGCCCACUGAUGCUCCACAAUUUCCAGCUCAGCCCGCUACUGUCAAGCAUCUGCCGUUCCCAGCUCGCCGAUGAAGGGAGUGGGAGAUUUGCUUAUGUUGCCACAUAAUAGGCAUUCAGUGAUUUCUGAACUCUUGCCACAUGAAUGCUGUGUUAUGGUCAUAAUUGCCGUGUUGUCUGUGAGAACAAGCCUUGUAUAUCCAUCCGGAUGAGUUAGAGUAGACUGACUGACGUGCCCUCAUGGUGUAAGAAUUAUCAUGGUGGUAUCUUACUCACUAUUAGUUGCGCCAUUGUUGAAAAUCCGAUUCAACAAUGAACUCUGAGAUGGUUGCUUCAUGCAGUUUCUUCUCUGCACAAUUCGGCACCCUUCUGUGCAAGCUUUCA
This is a messenger RNA of Panicum virgatum (switchgrass), 2770 nucleotides long. RefSeq lists its product as uncharacterized. Bases 1151 to 2461 code for a protein of 436 amino acids. The record is from RefSeq and is a predicted model, not a curated record. Lineage: Eukaryota; Viridiplantae; Streptophyta; Magnoliopsida; Poales; Poaceae. The transcript has 4 exons.